This is a messenger RNA of Ylistrum balloti, 1314 nucleotides long. RefSeq lists its product as uncharacterized. Lineage: Eukaryota; Metazoa; Mollusca; Bivalvia; Pectinida; Pectinidae. The record is from RefSeq and is a predicted model, not a curated record. The coding region runs from base 1 to 1314 and encodes 437 amino acids. The transcript is spliced from 2 exons.
AUGAAUGCCAAAGUGGGAAGCGACAACAAGCACUACGAAAGAAUCAUAGGGAGACAUGGGCUCGGGGUGAGGAACGACAAUGGUGAAAGGCUGUGUGAAAUGUGCGACCUCAACGAAUUAGUUAUUACAGGAACCUUAUUCCCACAUAAAAACAUCCACAAAGAAACAUGGAUCUCACCAAAUGGAACCACCAGGAAUCAGAUAGAUCAUGUGUCAGUCAACAGGCGUUUUAGGAAUUCAGUUAAGGAUACUAGAGUAUUCAGAUCGGCAGACAUCGGGAGGGAUCAUCUGCUUGUGUGCACAACAGUCAAAUUGAGGCUAAGGAAGCAGUGUAAAGAGAAAAGGUGUGAGAGGGUAAAGUACGACAUAGAGAAGUUGAAGGAUGCGGAUACAGAUAGUACAGCGGUAUUGGACAAGAACGGCAACCUCAUUAGUGGCAAAGCAGAGGCGUUAUCAAGAUGGACAGAACACUGGAAACCACAGGAUCCCAUUACAGAAGAUGAUGAAGUAGAAUUAGAUGAUAUAUUUGAAGAAAUUUCAGUCGACAUGCCAUCAAUAGAAGAAGUGCAGAGGGCUAUCAAGAAGUUGAGGAAUGGAGAGUCACCAGGAAUAGAUUCAAUCACGGCAGAGUUGAUAAAGGCAGAUACAAACUUUUCAAGUACAAAAAUCCAUGAGCUAAUGGAAGCAAUAUGGAGAGAAGAACAAAUUCCAGAUAGCUGGAAGAAAGGGCUCAUCAUGAAGUUACCAAUAAAGGGAAACCUAAAGGAAUGCAAGAACUCAAGAGGAAUCACUUUGCUGUCAGUAGUAGGAAAAUUGCUUGGAAGGAUCAUAAUCGAUCGCAUAAGAGAAGGAAUCGAUAUCAGGCUAAGGAAAGAACAGGCAGGAUAUAGAAAGGGAAGGAGCACGACGCAGCAGGUCUUUAUACUUAGGAACAUCAUAGAGCAAGUGAACGAGUGGCAGGCUACAUUAUAUUUGAACUUUAUAGAUUUUGAAAAAGCUUUUGACUCCAUCCAUCGUGAAAGCCGGUGGACCAUCAUGAGGAAAUAUAGGGUAUCAGACAAGAUCGUAAGCAUAGUACGGUUAUUUUAUGAAGAUUUCCAGUGUGCAGUGGAAAACCAAGGAGAGACAGGAGAAUGGUUUAACAUCAAGACAGGAGUAAAACAACAGUGCAAUAUGUCCGGAUUUAUCUUCUUGGUAAUUAUGGACUGGGUGAUAAGGAAAGCAGUUGGAAACGGCGAGAACGGCAUUAGAUGGAGCUUGACAACAAAAAUGGAGGAUUUAGAUUUCACAGAUGAUAUCUCCUUAUUCUCCUGA